Raphanus sativus (radish) is the source of this 534-nucleotide messenger RNA. RefSeq names its product tapetum-specific protein A9. Bases 66 to 356 code for a protein of 96 amino acids. The record is from RefSeq and is a predicted model, not a curated record. NCBI's taxonomy places the organism in Eukaryota, Viridiplantae, Streptophyta, Magnoliopsida, Brassicales, Brassicaceae. The transcript is spliced from 2 exons.
UAGACUGAAUCCACUAGUCCAAAAAGUAAAAACCAUAAGAAAACAAAUAUAUUAUCUAAAACAAAAUGGAAUUUCUCAAAUACUUUGCAACUAUUCUCUUUGUAAUGCUUCUGGCCAUGAGCGCUCUAGAGACCGGACCUAUGGUUCGUGCUCAACAAUGCCUAGACAAUCUGAGCAAUAUGCAGGUGUGUGCGCCGCUGGUUCUGCCUGGUGCGGUCAAUCCAGCCCCGAACUCAAAUUGCUGCAUCGCUCUCCAAGCAACUAACAAAGAUUGUAUAUGUAACGCUCUUCGAGCAGCCACCACAUUUACAACUACUUGUAACCUCCCCUCUUUAGAUUGUGGUAUAACCAUAUAAGUGCCUAGUUCCAGCAACGGUCAGUUCCGAGGAUUUGGGGAGUUUGGUCUGCAAAAGACAAUGAGAAUAAAAUAAAAGCAUUUUAAAUAAUGAGAAAGUGUUUUCUUUUUAAAACGUGGUCUGUUGUUUGGUUGGUUCAAUACUUAUGACACAUCUAUUAAUACCGUUUUCAUAUUUA